Messenger RNA from Rhineura floridana, 3086 nucleotides. RefSeq names its product C-type lectin domain family 5 member A-like. The record is from RefSeq and is a predicted model, not a curated record. Bases 181 to 765 code for a protein of 194 amino acids. Lineage: Eukaryota; Metazoa; Chordata; Lepidosauria; Squamata; Rhineuridae. The transcript is spliced from 7 exons.
AGAGGUUGUACUAUCAGUCAGGACUUUUGCUUGCCAAGAAGGGGUGGAGGAAGGAAGUCCCCCCCCAUCUCACUAAUAGCAGAGAGCAAAAGGGAAAACCACAGUCUGCUGUCUUCUGCUAAGGAACUGAGCUGGAAAGCUUUCUCUCCUCUACAGAGUCCUCCUGAUAAAUUUGCCAACAUGGAUUGGAAGUGUAUGGCUCCUGGAAUAAUCCUCUUGUUGGUGAAGCUUACAGGGACAUCUCUGUUUGUUGUUUUCAUGCCAAAAAUUUUCCCUGGGGGAAUCCUCACCUUCGUUCCUGAGAAUUAUACAGUCCCGCGGACUACUCAAAGCCUGCCUGAAGCAAGAGCUACAAGGCCAACCCCCAUCAAAGCUCCUAUUCCUUGGAAUGAAUCUUUCCCCAGGUGGGAAAGAUACAGAGGAAGUGAUUACUGGUUUACUGAAGACAUGCAUUUUUGGAUCGACUGCCAAGCAUUAUGCAUGAAGUGGACCUCCAACCUACUGAUCAUCAAUGAUGAAAAAGAACUGGAGUUUAUUCGGAAUAAAACAACAGCAGGUGAUUAUUUCAUUGGACUGACAUAUUCAGAGUCUAAAAAUGAAUGGCUGUGGAUUAACGACGCAGGACUCCAAAGGAACCUCUUUGCUAUGAAUCCAAACGUGGAUGGAAAGGAGUGUGCAACUAUCACGGCAGACAAAGUGAGCCCAGUAUUAUGCUACCAAGAAAGUCAUUGUAUCUGCGAGAAGAAUGACGCUUCAUUGGUCUGAAACAGCCCUAUGAUGUAUGAUAUGAUGUAACAGGAAAAGAGACAGAAACAUGGACUAUCACUCUUGGCAAAUGGGACCUGCAACAAAAUGUUGCAGUGCUGAUUGCUGCUGCUCACAAUUCCAGCUACUCUGUUCCAUCCCCCCUCCCAGUUUCCCCUCCCUCCCUUCCGACUGUCACUCAGUCCUCACUGAGAUAGGUUCCCCCCAUGAGUUCCCCCCCCCUUAAGAUUUGUUGUAUUUCAGCAAUCCUUGGGGUUCCCCCAAACCUGCUGAUAUUUCCCUGUUUUGUGUGGUUGGUACUGUUUGGGUUAUGUAAACAACAACACUCAGAGCCUGAACACUGGACAUUGAGGGAAAUGGUGAUUAAAAAGGUGACAUCCUAUCACGAACUUACCAACUGUCCACUAUUCACAAUUAUAAUUGCGGCCGCUCUUGCUGUUAUUUAUAUGUCGCUAUAAAUAAUUAAUCGCACUUUACAGUCUGGGGGGGGGGAGAGUUGGAAGGGCAGGUCUCUGCCCCCACGGAUCUUACAGUCUAGUAGGAAUGGAUACAUCUGUCCAUUUCAUUUCUCUCAAUUUCUCAUUUUUCUAACCUUAAAUUCAGGUCUCCACAUUUCUGCAACAAUUGGUAAUUUUUAAAAAAAUCCUCAUGAAAAUUAUCCAGCAGUUUAGUGCAAAUUUCUCCUAAUAAACACAUUUUUGUAGGCAGUUUUGACGAAUAGACACAUUUUUGCAAGCAAGUUCUCAUCAUAUACUGCAUUUUUGUGUGUCAUUUUCGCUCAUACAUUCAUUUUUAUGCGCACUUUCCUCUAACAUAUGCAUCUGUGUAAACAUGGUUUGGUUGGCGAACUGCAUUGCACAAUUCAGAUAAGUGCACAUUUUGAAGGAUGGGCUGUGUUUCAGUUCUCACGUUGUUUCAGAAAGGGCGGAUUUGAUAGAUUUGGCUUGAAAUGCGAACUGAAUCAAAUUUCUCACCCAUCCCUACAGUCUAGUAAGGUUUCACAUGAAACAACAGUUUGGGGCUAUUCUUGAUUUCAGGGGACCUACGUGGGAAAUAAUGAAAAAGCUAGAGACACAAGGCAACUUGCAGGAGGCAAAGAACUCUUUUUAGAAGUCUGCCCCCCUUCUUUCCCCUUGCAACACAUGUGUGGGACCUUUUGCCCUCCAGAUGUUGCUGAACUACAACUCCCAUCAUCUCUGGCCCAUUGGCCAUGGUUGCUGGGGCUGAUGGGAGUCCUCACAUGUGCCUUACAGCCAAAACUGGAAGGGGUAGUGAUAGAAACUUUGACCUGAAUCCUCCUCCCCCAUGAAUGCGUCAGUGACCAAAGGAAGACUGAAGCCAUGGCUGGGUGGCAGAAGGAUUGGUAGGUGAAUUGACAAGAACAAUUUUAACAGAUACUUUUUUAAACAGGGGAAGGGCUGUAGCUCAGUGGUAGGGCAUAUUCUUUGCAUGCAAACAUCCAAAAUUCAAUUUUGAGAAGAGACUAUUGCCUGGAAUCCUGGAGAGCCAAUGCUAGUCCAUGUCAUCAGUACUGAGCUAGAUAGCACCAAAUGGCCUGAUGAUAUAAGGCAGAUUCCUUUGUUGCUAAAAGUGGAAAGAGUCCCAAGGGCCACAGUGACUCAAAAAUUUAUUUAGGUAUUUUAUUUACAACAUUUAUAUACCACCUUAUUGUAAAAAACCUAAAUGGGGUUUACAGAAGGAAAUAAAACAAUAAAAUUAUUGGCAAAACCAGUUAAAGACAGCUGUUUAAAAACAUUAAAAAUAAUAAAACCAAUAAUGAGUUAAAAACAGAUUAAAGACACAAUAGCUUCUACAUGCCUGGGUAAGCUUGCCUAAACAAUAAUGUUUUUAGUAGGUGCUGAAAAGAGUACAGUGGUGUCUGCCUAAUGUCAAUAGGCAGGGAAUUCCAAAGAGUAGGUGCUACCACACUAAAGGACUGAUUUCUUACAAGAGCAGAACACGUAUUAUGUGGCAUCUAUAGCAUGGAAAGCACACCUUGAACUUGUCCUGGUAGCAAAUUGGCAAUCAGUGCAGAUUUUGGAGCAGAGGUAUUAUGUGCUGAUAUGGUCUCACUCUUGUCAUCAGUCGUGCCACAGCAUUCUGCACUAACUAAAACGAAAGACUUUCCUCUUCUCCCAGGCAUUUUAGCUGUGUUUUAUAUUGUUUUAAAUUUUUAAAUUGUGUUUUAAAUUGUUUUUUAAAAAGAUGUAUUUUAAAUUGUAUUUGUUUUUAGUUACUGUAAACCGCCCAGAGAGCUUCGGCUAUGGGGCGGUAUAAAAGUUUAAUAAAUAAAUAAAUAAAUAAAUAACUUCAGCCCCCGG